ACGCCUGCCGGCCACUGUUUCACCACCACCUCUAAGGACUGGCACCACGGUGGCAGAGAGAACAUCUUGUUGUGUACAGACUGUCGUAUCCACUUUAAGAAGUACGGUGAGCUGCCUCCCAUCGAGAAGCCAGUGGACCCGCCCCCGUUUAUGUUCAAACCCGUCAAAGAGGAUGAGGAUGGACUCAGCGGCAAGCAUAGCAUGAAGACCCGACGCAACAGAGGAUCGAUGUCGACGCUCCGUAGUGGCCGUAAGAAGCAGACAGCCAGCCCUGAUGGACGAGUGUCUCCAACCAAUGAGGACCUCCGGUCUAGUGGCCGUACCUCCCCCUCCGCAGCCUCCACAGACAGCACUGACAGCAAGACAGACCCCAUGAAGAAACCCAGCAAGAAGAUCAAGGAGGAGUCUCCUAUGAAGUGUGCCAAACGCCAACGAGAGAAAGGAGGAGCCUCAGACACCGAGGACACGGACAACAGGACAAUCGCCAAAAAGUCCAAGACCCAGGAGCUGGGUCGGUCCGACUCGCCGUCGGAAUGCGAGGGAGAGGGCGAGAGCUCCGACGGGCGUAGCGUCAACGAGGAGUGUAGCAGUGACGCUAAAGACAUUGACCAGGACAACCGCAGCUCCUCGCCCUCCAUCCCCAGCCCCCGYGACGGGGAGAGUGACUCGGACUCCUCCGCCCAGCAACAGCUGCUUCUACUGCAGAGGAGGGAGAGAGAGAGGGAGGGACAGUCACAGCACCCUCCGGUUAUCCAGUCCUGUCAGCCAGGGACCUCUGGUGGUCGCUCCACCACCCCACCAUUACCUCCCACGUCCUCCUCAGCCCCCUCACUGGUCCCCCAGGUGUCCUCCCCCUCUCCCUCCGCACCCCCCACCUCCCUUCCACUGCAGCUACCACCUCCCAUGCCCCAACAGGCCGGCCCCCUCUCUCUCAUCCAAUCAGGGGCGUCCAUCCACCCCCAGAGGCGGCCCUCUCCCUCGCCUCAUUCUCCGCUGCAGGGGAUGUCUCAGGCUCCACCCCCAGGACUACCAGGCUCCACCCAGUCGCUACCUAGCGCGCUCCACGGCCGCAAUGCUCCCACCCAUCAUCCAUGGCCCCACCCACUCCAAACUGGCCCCUCUCACCUGCCCCACCCCCACUCCCUGCCCCCUCAAAGCUUCCAUUGGGCCCCCAGUCUCAGGUCCCGCCCUCCCCGCUCCCUCUCAGUCAAUCGCAGCAGCCGUCUCACAGGCCCACACGCCCCCCAGCCAAUCAUCGUCGUCCCAGGUGGCUCGUCCAAUCAGCCGCCCCGCGAGCAGCCCCUCCCCCGCCCCUUCCAUGUCCAUGCCCACAUCAAGCCCCCUCCCACCACUCCCAUCCCCCACAUGCCCAACCGCGACCCUCAGUCUCACAAACACGGCCUCCGCACCUCACAGCGCCCCCCUUCCCCCAGAUGCCCUCCAACCUGCCCCUCCACCCGCUCUCAAACCCCUCUCCUCCCUGUCCACCCACCACCCUCCUCCUGCCCAUCCUCCUCCCCUCCAGCUCAUGCCCCAGGCCCAGCCAGCAGCUCCAGCCUCCACCAGCCCAGCCCCUGUCCUCACCCAGUCCCAGAAUCUCCCCCUUUCAGAGAGAGAGCGAGGCAGCCAGCACCACCCUCCUCCUCCUCUACCCCGUCCGGACCAUCACCAUCCUCCCACCCCAACACAUCCCAACAGUCCCCGUUCCCUCCUCACCCUUCGCCCCUGUCCUGCCCCUCUCCUCCUCUGGCUGUCCUCCCCCCUCCUCAUCCUCCUCUCUACCACCAGGCCUCCAGCCCCCAUCUUCCUCCAUUCCUCCAGCCUCCCUCCUCCUCCUCCUUCUCCAUGCCCCUCACCGCCUCCGCCGUUCCGCCUGUACACAUCAAGGAGGAACCUCUCGACGAAUCAGAGGAGCCCGAGAGCCCUCCACCCCCUCCGCGGAGCCCCUCCCCCGAGCCUACCGUCGUCAACACGCCCAGCCAUGCCAGCCAAUCAGCACGGUUCUACAAGCACCUGGACCGUGGCUACAACACGUGUGCUAGGACAGACUUCUAUUUUACUCCUCUGGCUGCUUCUAAACUGGCCAAGAAGAGAGAAGAAGCACUGGAGCGGGUCAAGAGGGAGGCCGAGCAGAAAGCCCGGGAGGACAAGGAGAGGGAGAGGGAGAAGGAACGAGAGAGGGAACGGGAAAGAGAGAAGGAACAGGAGAGAGCUGCGAAAGCCUCCAGUUCGUGUCAUGACGGCCGUAUGGGUGACUCCCAAAUGGGUGGCUCCGCCCACAUGCGUCCUCCCUUCGACGGCCCCCCUACCUCCAUCGCCGCGGUGCCCCCCUACAUCGGGCCCGACACGCCUGCCCUUCGCACCCUCAGCGAGUAUGCCCGCCCCCACGUCAUGUCCCCGACCAAUAGGAACCACCCCUUCUUCGUCUCCCUCAACCCCAACGACCCCCUGAUGGCCUAUCACAUGCCUGGCCUCUACAACGCCGACCCGGGCAUGCGGGAGCGCGAGCUGCGAGAGCGGGAGAUGAGGGAGAGAGAGAUGAGGGAGAGGGAGCUGAGAGAGAGGAUGAAGCCUGGGUUCGAACACAAACCCCCGGAYCUAGAAGGCAUGCACCCCUCGGCUAACCCCAUGGAGCACUUUGCACGACACGGCGCCAUCUCCUUACAAUCCAUGGCGGGACCGCACCCCUUCGCCUCCUUCCACCCGGGUCUCAACCCCCUGGAGAGGGAGCGUUUGGCGUUGGCCGCGGGACCCCAGCUCAGACCAGACAUGAGCUACCCGGAGCGGCUGGCGGCGGAGAGGCUGCACGCCGAGAGGAUGGCGGCGGUGGCCAACGACCCUAUCGCCAGGCUUCAGAUGUUCAACAUCACGCCUCAUCACCACCAGCACUCCCACAUCCACUCACACCUGCACCUGCACCAGCAGGACUCCCUGCACCAAGGUCACGCUAAUCCCAUAAAACAAUACUCUAAAUACUGGAUGCAAAUACUGCAAUAGUCUUGAAAAUAACUU
Salvelinus sp. IW2-2015 is the source of this 3012-nucleotide messenger RNA. RefSeq names its product arginine-glutamic acid dipeptide repeats protein. Lineage: Eukaryota; Metazoa; Chordata; Actinopteri; Salmoniformes; Salmonidae. The record is from RefSeq and is a predicted model, not a curated record. Gene Ontology annotation, cellular component: nucleus. Gene Ontology annotation, molecular function: transcription corepressor activity.